GUUGCGGUUUCUUCAAUCAUAAGGGAGUCUAUCCUACAUCUUAAGAAAGAUUAUUUUGUAAAUUCUACGGAACCCUCAGACUAAGAUGCCCCAUUUUUAAUUUCUACCACUCUUAGCUGUAAGCCCCAUAAGAAGAUUAAAAAAAAAAAACAAGUAUACUCAGAUCACCUACUCAUCAAAGGCGUGGUAUCGUUAAGGCAAAAUCAUCACCAAAGAUUCUUGUCCACAAAAGGAUCAUGGAGGCUAGACUACGAUCCGCGGAUGAUGUACACAAAAGAAAGCUGCAGAAAAUCAAAAUCGAUGAAGUAGUCAAGCCUGUCCAACAACCCUUUCAUGAAAAGAGUACAAGGUUGAAGCUGCAUCCCCUCAAACUUAUGCUGUUUGUGUUGGUAACUGCUACAUUCCUCAUUCUUCUGUCCACCCCAAAUGGUUGUCGCCGAAACAAUUCGUCCCAACCUUCUAGUAAGUAAGUUGGCACACCAUUCUUCUAAACUUGAGGUUUCAUAAUAAAAAAGUCUAAACGGUUAGGUGUAGUACCAAAACUUUAUGAGAUUUAUCCGCCUUAACAUGACGCAGGCCUCAUUUGGGGAACAGGUGGUGGGUUUGGGGUGCUUCAGACCCCAGGUACGCAUCAGACAUGGUUGUUAACUGGGAUGAUGUGUCUGUAGUUGUUAAUGGGUUAGCAGAAAACAAGAAAAUCCAAACAACUGGUCUCCUCAACUUUGAUGAGGUGGAGAUCAGGCAAUGGAGAAAGAUGGUUCCCAAAGCCAACCACAUAGUCCUGCAUCUUGAUCACGUAGAACAGAAUGUGACUUGGGAGUCGUUGUAUCCCGAAUGGAUCAAUGAGGAACAACUUUAUGCAACUCCCAGCUGUCCUUCUAUACCAAAGCUUGACGUGCCUAGAAAACCAAUCGACCUGAUUGUGGUUAAGCUCCCUUGCAAUGGGAAUUGGACCAGAGAUGUCCCUAGGCUACACCUGCAGCUCUCAGCUGCGUCUUUAGCAGCCUCAGCUAAAGGCACCCGCCCGGUGCACUUGCUUUUAAUCACCCGAUGUUUCCCCUUACCAAAUCUGUUCACUUGUCGCGAGCUCGUUGCGCGCAAAGGUAGUGUGUGGCUAUACAAACCAAACUUGAAUGUCCUGAGACAAAAGCUGCAGCUCCCAAUAGGAUCCUGUGAAUUGGCCCUGCCAUUUGGCUCCAAAGGAGAAUCGGGCAAGCCAGAGCGUGAGGCGUAUGCAACGGUUCUACAUUCUGCUUACGUUUACGUGUGUGGAGCCAUAGCAGCAGCGCAGAGCAUCAGAAUGGCAGGAUCAACCAGAGACCUGGUGAUUCUUGUUGAUAACACCAUUAGCGAAUACCAUAUGAGUGGACUAGCAGCUGCAGGAUGGCAGGUGCGCACAAUCGAGAGAAUAAGGAACCCUAAAGCCGAGAAAGAUGCAUACAAUGAAUGGAACUACAGCAAGUUUAGGUUAUGGCAACUCACUGAUUACGACAAGAUCAUCUUCAUAGAUGCAGAUCUCCUCAUCCUCAGAAACCUAGAUUUUCUCUUCAGAGUGCCGGAAAUUUCUGCAACAGGGAACAAUGGAACCCUCUUUAACUCCGGGGUGAUGGUGAUCGAGCCUUCCAAUUGCACAUUCAACCUCCUCAUGGAUCACAUCAAUGAAUUCGAAUCCUACAAUGGAGGAGAUCAAGGGUACUUGAACGAAAUAUUUACUUGGUGGCAUCGCAUUCCGAAACACAUGAAUUUCUUGAAGCAUUUCUGGAUCGGCGAUGAGGCAGAGGUGAAGCAAAGGAAAACGGAUCUGUUCGCCGCAGAGCCGCCGGUCCUAUACGCCAUCCAUUACUUGGGAUAUAAGCCGUGGCUGUGUUACCGCGAUUACGAUUGCAAUUGGAAUGUAGACAUACUACAGGAGUUCGCGAGCGACGCAGCGCACGGUAAGUGGUGGAGAGUGCACGAUAGCAUGGAGGCGGAGCUGCAGGAGUUGUGCCUGCUGAAAUCGAAGCAGAAGGCCCAGUUGGAGUGGGACAGGCGGCAGGCGGCGGCGGCGAAGUACACUGACGGCCACUGGCAAAUCGAGAUUCGGGAUCAGCGGCAGAAGAGGUGUAAAGAUAGACUGUGUGAUUGGAAGGGGCAAACCACUCCGAUCAACUUUCCUUUCGGAUCGAGUGCGGCCGUGGGGUCCACUCCGAUCACCACAUUCGUUGGAUCGAGCGCGACUAUGGGGUCUGCUCCGGUCACCUCGGUUAUUGGACCAACCGCGGCCACGACCACAAUGGUCACCCCAUUCGGACCGAAUAUGGCUUCGGCCAUACCGGUCAUUCCCUCACUUGGACCGAACACGGGUGUCUUCACAUCCGCACCGGUCGGACAUCCUACUGUCAUGCUGCCUGCGAACUCUGUCAAAGAACUGGUAAAGUUCACAGGUGUUGGUUUUAAAAUAUGGCAGCAAAGGAUGUUGUUUUGGCUGACCACCCUCAACCUUGCGAGGGCUGCAUCCGCAAAGGAGUUGUGGACUACACUGUCCAACAAAUACCAGGCCGAAGACGCCGGUGCGAAGAAAUUCGUUGUCGGUAAGGUCUUUGAUUUUAGGAUGGUGGAUUCCAAACCCGUGGUCAGUCAAGCUGAAGAAUUGAUUCUCAUUUUUAAUGAGUGCACUGACGAGGGAAUGGGAGUCAGUGAGGCAUUCCAAGUGGCGGCGAUUAUUCAUGUGCUCCCGCCAGCUUGGGAUGAGUUCCGAAGCUAUCUCAAGCUCAAACAGAAAGAAAUGACUUUAGAACAGUUGCUUGUUCGUCUCCGGAUCCGUGAAGAGGGUCUCACUCGCGAGAAGAAAGUAGUUGUUGCUAAGGCCAAUGUGGUGGAGCAUCCAUCCAAAGAGGGUUCUUCCAAAGGGCCCAAGCCGAAUAAGGACAAGAAGAAGCUUGGUCCUAAAGGAGGCGUCGCGAAGCCCAAGUUCGCGGGAAAAUGCUACAACUGUGGCAUUACGGGCCACCGUUCUUCAGAGUGCCGCAAGAAGCCUCAGAAGAAGAAGCAGAAGAAGGAAGAAGCUCUCUGCUUGGAGCUAGAUGCCAUGGACCUUUGUGCUGUCGUGACAGAGGAUAAAGCGAGGUCACUGUGGGGGCGGUACCGGAACCUUCGGUCAGUCCCUUCUGUUCCUGCUGAAGACAGUGACUCCCAGAAAUGAUGAGGAGAGAGUUUUUUGUAUAUUGUUCUCAAAUAGUGGAAAUAUAAUUUUUUUUCUCAUAUAUUCUUCUUGUGUUUGUUCUCUCAUUUUUCUGGUGUUCUCAAUAUUUUUCGGUAUCUUACGCGCUUAAAAUCCCAACAAUUGGUAUCGGAGCUUGGUUGCGCUGGGCAGGAGGGAUUUGUAAGCGGUAAAAGGAGAAAUUUUGAGAACCCAGGGACUGGUCGGUUUUGGCCAGAAGGGGACCAUGGGACUUCACGAACAAAGUGAAUGGCAUGGG
Molecule: messenger RNA, 3458 nt
Organism: Cuscuta campestris
Lineage: Eukaryota; Viridiplantae; Streptophyta; Magnoliopsida; Solanales; Convolvulaceae
Source: the annotation of a GenBank genome assembly